Messenger RNA from Suricata suricatta (meerkat), 2272 nucleotides. It is a transcript of the gene SLC24A4, whose product is annotated as solute carrier family 24 member 4. Bases 191 to 2272 code for a protein of 693 amino acids. Gene Ontology annotation, molecular function: calcium channel activity; calcium, potassium:sodium antiporter activity. The record is from RefSeq and is a predicted model, not a curated record. The transcript is spliced from 19 exons. Gene Ontology annotation, cellular component: membrane. NCBI's taxonomy places the organism in Eukaryota, Metazoa, Chordata, Mammalia, Carnivora, Herpestidae. Gene Ontology annotation, biological process: calcium ion transmembrane transport; sensory perception of smell; intracellular calcium ion homeostasis.
GGCUCCAGCGCCGGGACUGCGCCAGCCCUACGAACCAGGGUCACCGGCGCCACUGUGCCGGCAUCGCCUCCUCGCCCCGGAGCCAUGGUGCGCGGAGCGCGCACGCCGCGCGCGGGACUCUGAGCUCCGGCUGCGCCGCGCGCCCCCACCUCGCUUCGCCCAGCUUCCCCGCCGACCUUGCCCGCGGGCCAUGAAGCUUUGGCCCGGAGCCUCUCGCCUUGAGCUUCGCGUCGCCCGCUCCAGCCCCAGCGGCCGCUCGGCCACAGCUGGCACUCCGGCCGCCGAAGCACCCCAUCCUCUCCCGGGCACGGCACCCAGGUGCUCCAGGAUGGCCCUCCGCGGGUCCCCCCGGCCGCGCAAAGUUCGCAGGAGGCGAGAGAUGCUGCCGCAGCAAGUUGGCUUCGUGUGCGCGCUGCUGGCCCUGGUGUGCUGUGCGUCCGGCCUCUUUGGCAGCCUGGGGCAUAAAACAGCUUCUGCUAGCAAACAUGUUCUACCAGAUACAUGGCGGAAUAGGAAGCUGAUGGCACCAGUGAAUGGGACCCCCCCGGCCAAGAAUUGCACGGAUCCCGCGAUUCACGAGUUCCCCACAGACCUGUUCUCCAAUAAGGAGCGACAGCACGGAGCUGUCCUGCUGCACAUCCUCGGUGCUCUGUACAUGUUCUACGCCUUGGCCAUAGUGUGUGACGACUUCUUCGUUCCGUCUCUAGAGAAGAUCUGCGAGAAACUCCACCUGAGCGAAGACGUGGCCGGAGCCACCUUCAUGGCUGCGGGGAGCUCCACGCCCGAGCUGUUUGCCUCAGUUAUCGGCGUGUUCAUCACCCACGGAGACGUUGGCGUUGGGACCAUCGUGGGCUCCGCGGUGUUCAACAUCCUGUGUAUAAUCGGAGUCUGUGGAUUAUUUGCGGGGCAGGUGGUCCGUCUGACGUGGUGGGCCGUGUGCCGAGACUCCGUGUACUACACCCUCUCUGUCAUCGUGCUCAUUGCCUUCAUAUACGAUGAAGAAAUUGUGUGGUGGGAAGGCCUGGUGCUCAUCAUCCUGUACGUGUUUUACAUCCUGAUCAUGAAGUACAAUGUGAAGAUGCAGGCCUUUUUCACCAUCAAACAAAAGACCAUCGCAAACGGCAACACGGUCAAUAGUGAGCUGGAGGAUGGUAAUGAUUACUGUGACAGUAGCUCUGAUGACCCCUCCCUGCCGUUGCUGGGGCAAGUGAAGGAGGAGCCACAGUAUGGCAAGAAUCCGGUGGUGAUGGUGGAUGAAGUCAUGAGCUCCAGCCCUCCCAAGUUCAGCUUCCCGGAGGCAGGCUUACGCAUAAUGAUCACCAAUAAGUUUGGGCCCAGGACCCGACUACGGAUGGCCAGUAGGAUCAUAAUUAAUGAGCGGCAGAGACUGAUCAAUUCGGCAAAUGGUGUGAGCAGCAAGCCGCUUCAGAACGGGAGACACGAAAAUAUCGAGAAUGGGAAUGUUCCCGUGGAAAACGCCCAAGACCCUCCGCGAGAGCAGGAGCAGCAGCCCCCACCCCCACCGCCACCCCCAGAGCCGGAGCCCGUCGAGGCUGCCUUCCUGUCCCCCUUCUCCAUGCCCGAGGCAAGAGGGGACAAAGCCAAGUGGGUGUUCACCUGGCCGCUCAUCUUCCUCCUGUGCGUGACCAUCCCCAACUGCAGCAAACCCCGCUGGGAGAAAUACUUCAUGGUCACGUUCAUCGCUGCCACUCUGUGGAUCGCCAUCUUCUCCUACCUGAUGGUGUGGCUGGUGACUAUCAUUGGAUACACGCUUGGGAUCCCGGAUGUCAUCAUGGGUAUUACUUUCCUGGCGGCAGGCACGAGUGUCCCAGACUGCAUGGCCAGCUUAAUCGUGGCAAGACAAGGCCUUGGUGACAUGGCAGUCUCGAACACCAUAGGAAGCAAUGUGUUUGACAUCCUAGUGGGACUCGGCAUACCGUGGGGGCUGCAGACCAUGGUUAUUAACUGUGGGUCCACGGUGAGGAUCAACAGCCGGGGGCUGGUCUAUUCCGUGGUGUUGUUGCUGGGCUCCGUCGCUCUCACUAUGGAGAAGCGCCGGGACCCGGGCGCGGCAGCAAGGCUAGAACGGGAACGAUCGGCCAGGAGUCCGAAACCCAGAACAGAGAGAGGAGAUGACCUGUCUGCCUUGAGACUCAGCCCUGGGACCCAGGAGUGGCAGGAAGAGAAGGAGAUGGGAUUGAGUCUAUUUCCCCUCAUCUGCAUGGAGGAGGAAGAGGCUGAGGAGCUGGUGGAGGUGAAGGCUGCCCCGUGA